UAUACUGAAAUAGCAUUCCAUUCAUAAAUCUAUCAUGGUAUCAGAGCAUUCUUUCCUGUGUUUCUUUCUAUAAGUCAUAAAUCUUUUUUUUUUUUUCAUCCCAUGUCAACCGCCACAGAAAAUGCAACUCCUCUUGCAAGCACAACAAACAUGGAGGCAAAUCCAUCAUCUCCCUUUUAUCUGCAUCAUUCCGCUGGUCCAGGCACUACACUUGUGACACAACUAAUGACAGGGAACAAUUAUCCCACAUGGAGCCGUGCAAUUACCAUGGCUUUUGAAGCAAAAAACAAACUUGGAUUUGUUGAUGGAACAAUUCCAGAACCAAGUGCUACAUCAGCAACAUAUACUAUCUGGAAACGUUGCAAUAGCAUGGUUCUUUCGUGGCUUCUUAAUGCUAUCACCAAGGAGAUAGCCAAUAGUGUGGGGUGCUUAAUGCAAUUUCUCAUGGGACUUAAUGAGUCUUACAGCAACUUGAGGAGCCAAAUCUUGGUAAUGAGUCCUUUACCUACUGUUACAAAAGCAUUAUCUUUGGUUUUACAGGAUGAGAGGCAGCGCUCCAUUCAAGUACUUUCUCAACCACCUUACCCAGAGCAGUCUGCCAUGGCUGCAAUUGUCGAUCAUGAGGCAUUACAUUCAGACUGUGGCCAACCUUUCACUCAGGAACAAAUUCAACAGCUUCUUUCCCUUAUUCAACCAAAUAUCACAAAUUCCUCUAAUUCUAAUCCAUUAGUCAACAUGGCAGACACUCACACAUGGUCUCUUGUUUCUUUGCCUACUGAUAAACAGCCGAUUGGUUGCAAAUGGGUUUAUAAAAUCAAAAGGAAAUCUGAUGGCAACAUCGAUCGAUACAAAGCCCGUCUUGUUGCUAAAGGUUAUACACAAGUUGAAGGUAUUGAUUAUCAUGAUACUUUUGCACCUGUAGCUAAGCUUGUGACAGUUCGGGUUCUUUUGGCUAUUGCUGCUAUGAAACAAUGGUCCCUACAUCAAUUAGAUGUUCAGAAUGCCUUUCUCUAUGGUGAUUUACAUGAAGAAGUGUAUAUGCCAUUGCCUCCUGGACAUCCUCGCAAUGUGGAGCAUGGUCUUGUCUCCAAGUUGAACAAAUCCCUUUAUGGUCUUAAGCAAGCCUCACACAAUUGGUUUGCCAAAUUUUCUCAUGCUUUACUUGCUAUUGGAUUUACUCAAUCAUUUGCAGAUUACUCUCUCUUUUCUUUGUCUCGUGGAGCUUCAUGUGUUUAUGUCUUAGUAUAUGUUGAUGAUAUGGUAAUCACAGUUGUCUCACCACUCGACGCUCCACCACUGGUUACUGCAUCUUUCUUGGUAAUAGUCCUAUUUCUUGGAAGAGUAAGAAGUAAAAUAGUCUCUCUUUCUUCUGCUAAGGCUGAGUACCGUGCCAUGGCCACCACAACUAAAGAAAUUAUCUGGUUGCAUAGCUUAUUGUCCACCUUUGGCAUUCAACUCCCUACUCCUACUCCAUUAUAUUGUGACAAUCGAGCUGCCCGUCAUAUAGCUGCUAAUCUUGUUUUCCAUGAAAGAACAAAGCAUCUUGAGAUAGAUUGUCAUGUUGUUCAUGAGAAAGACCAAGCUGGUCUUAUUCUUCCACUCUCCAUUGCUUCUGCAGAUCAACCUGCUGAUAUCUUCACAAAGGCAUUGGGCAAAGAUCGCUUCCUCUAUCUUUGUGACAAGCUGGGCAUUCGAAAUUUUCAUGCUCCAGCUUGAGGGGGAGUAUUGGAGAUAAUUAUGGGUUGCAGAUAAUUAUGGAUUGUAGGUAAUAUAUGGUAUUUAUUUGAAAUAUCUGGUAUAUCUGAAAUAUAUAUGGCAUAUCUGUACUUAUCUCAUAGAAUUUCUUAGUUAUUAUUUAGUAGGAUUCUCAGCUGAUUUAGCGCAGUUGAUUUAGCCGCCUUUUACUUUGAUUUCUUGUAUAUAUGAUGUACUAAUCUUUUCAAAGUAAUAUAUUGAAAUAGCAUUC
Molecule: messenger RNA, 1966 nt
Organism: Rubroshorea leprosula
Lineage: Eukaryota; Viridiplantae; Streptophyta; Magnoliopsida; Malvales; Dipterocarpaceae
Source: the annotation of a GenBank genome assembly